This is a messenger RNA of Tripterygium wilfordii, 871 nucleotides long. Its product is annotated as deoxyuridine 5'-triphosphate nucleotidohydrolase-like. Gene Ontology annotation, biological process: dUTP catabolic process; dUMP biosynthetic process. Gene Ontology annotation, molecular function: dUTP diphosphatase activity; magnesium ion binding. NCBI's taxonomy places the organism in Eukaryota, Viridiplantae, Streptophyta, Magnoliopsida, Celastrales, Celastraceae. The record is from RefSeq and is a predicted model, not a curated record. The transcript is spliced from 3 exons. The coding region runs from base 181 to 717 and encodes 178 amino acids.
UCAGUACUCUCCAAUCCACCAUCGUACGUCCACAAAUAAAAUGGCGCGAAAACCUGGCGCGAUCAUUUGGAAACGACCACGAUUGGCGCCUCUUUUUCUCUAUACACCGACUUGAAUCCCUCAAUUUGUUUUCCCACAAUUCCACUGCGUCUGCCUUCUCCUUGUCUUCAAAUAUUCAGAAUGGCCCGAGCAGAUGAGCGAAGCAACGGCGCCGGCCAUGAAGUUGAAGAGCCGUCUCCGAAGUUCCAGAAGCUUCAUCAGAAUGGCAUUCAUGAAGCCUCGCAAAACCCGAUUCCACUCUUUAGGGUUAAAAAACUCUCUGAGAAGGCUGUGUUGCCUUCACGAGCCUCCCCUCUCUCUGCCGGCUAUGAUCUCUCGAGUGCGACUGAGACUAAAGUACCAGCCAGGGGAAAAGCCCUAAUCCCUACUGAUCUUAGCAUUGCUAUACCGGAAGAAACUUACGCUCGUAUUGCACCAAGGUCGGGACUAGCUUGGAAGCACUCGAUUGAUGUCGGGGCGGGUGUGAUUGAUGCUGAUUACAGAGGGCCAGUUGGAGUGAUCUUGUUCAACCACUCUGAUGUUGAUUUUGAGGUGAAAGUGGGUGAUCGGAUUGCCCAACUGAUUAUUGAGAUGAUCAUGACUCCUCAGGUUGUGGAAGUGGAAGAUCUCGAUGCAACUGUGAGAGGAGACGGGGCUUUUGGAUCUACUGGUGCGUAAUUCUAGUUAGGAACUGUCAAUGACCUAAAAUAUGUUUAUGUUUCUUUGCUUGUUGAUUAGCUCAGUAACUCUGUCGAAUAUUUGGUAUUCUUUGUACCACAAGGCAGAGUACUUGAAAUGCAGCUUAUAGAGACACUAACAAAUCAGCAAACAA